AUGAUCAAAGCCAAUGACACUGAUAUUCUUGUUAUAGCAUUGAGCAUCUUCCCAUCCCUCCAGGAUCUUGGUCUCCAGCAGCUGUGGGUUGCAUUUGGGCAUGCCUUUCGCAACAGAGGCAAAAAGACGGCCUGGCAAACCUGGGACAUUUUCCCUGAGGCCUCUCUCAUCUUCAGCAAACUAAGUCAAUACUCUCCUGUUGUGACUGAUAGUGACCUGGAGAUCCUUGAGAAGUUUGUGGUCCUGCUGUAUAAUCGAUCAAGCACAGCUGUUAGUGUAGAUGAGCAUAUAAAAGAAAGUGGCCUUUCAACCAUCUCUGACAGAUUGAUAACAUUUAACAGUGCAGAUCAGAAACUCCAAAGACUCCGAGACUCUGAGACCAACGUGCUCUCGUUCCUCUUCUUGUUUGGUCUGACUCUGGGGGCUGUGUCUCCUUCAGACCGCUAUCCGGUGAAUCUUCUGCGUGGCAGCUGUCCCAUGUUCUGGUACAGUUUCAACGGCCGCUGCUACAAGUAUGUCGCUUCACAUUUGACCUGGGCUGAUGCAGAGCUCCACUGUGUGUCACAGCGAGGCAACCUGGUGUCCAUCCACAGUCAGGAAGAACAUAAUUUCGUCAAAUCCUUGAUUAAGAAUUUUGACCAUACUCAGAGAUGGACCUGGAUUGGACUCAGCGACACCCAGAAAGAAGGUAGUUGGAUGUGGUCUGAUGGUAGCAGAGUGGACUAUGUCUAUUGGGAUAGAGGACAGCCAGAUAACGCCAAAAGACUUGAACACUGUGUUCACAACAACUAUGAUAAAGAUUUGAAAUGGAAUGACAUCCCAUGUUCUCUUACUUUUCCCUCUGUUUGUGCAUCUCGUAUUACCUGUCCUUAG
Molecule: messenger RNA, 873 nt
Organism: Perca flavescens (yellow perch)
Lineage: Eukaryota; Metazoa; Chordata; Actinopteri; Perciformes; Percidae
Product: C-type lectin lectoxin-Thr1-like
Exons: 3
Coding region: 1-873 (290 amino acids)
Source: RefSeq, a predicted model, not a curated record